Messenger RNA from Maniola jurtina (meadow brown), 1667 nucleotides. Its product is annotated as prolactin regulatory element-binding protein. Gene Ontology annotation, biological process: protein secretion. Gene Ontology annotation, cellular component: endoplasmic reticulum membrane. Lineage: Eukaryota; Metazoa; Arthropoda; Insecta; Lepidoptera; Nymphalidae. The transcript is spliced from 7 exons. The coding region runs from base 193 to 1473 and encodes 426 amino acids. The record is from RefSeq and is a predicted model, not a curated record. Gene Ontology annotation, molecular function: protein binding; guanyl-nucleotide exchange factor activity; GTPase activator activity.
UUUUGUCAUGUUGGAAGUAGAAAAUUCCAAGAGAUCCAGUUGGGUUGUUUAGCUUUGUUUUUAACAUAUUAUUUUAAUAAAAAGUGGUUUUUAAUUAAGAAAUGGACUAAUGGUGUUGUAUUUGGUGCUUAGGUAGUGGUUCCAAAUCUGUGUCCACGUGUAAAGUGCGAAACUUAGAUGUUAUAAGUGAAUAUGUCUCCGAAUAGAUGCGAUGGGUUACUUGCGAAGGUCGAUUUUCCACUUUACACACUUCAGACCCUCACGAAUCGACACGUCCUCGUUGCCGGUGGUGGAGGAGCAUCGAACACAGGCGUAGCGAAUGGAUUCGAAAUAUUUGAACUAUCUCACAAUGGAACCAGAUUUGUUGCCGAAGAGGUAAUGCGGUACGAAACAGGACCCAACGUAGUUAUGACAUGUUCAGUUCGGAAUACUCAGAACCGUAUCUACCUAGCUGCAGGUCAAGAAAGUCACUGCCAGUUGUACAAAGUAAACGUCAAAAUGGUGGAUGCAGCAGAGAUGCGGCGAGGGAGCUUCAGAGCCGAGAAUGGUCUAGUUCGUCGUCGGCGUACAAUAUCUGAGAAUGAUAACAUAUCAAAGAUGGAAAGGGAGAAACGAAAUCAUACAACAGAUAAGAGAAUGUCGUUUGAAAUACGGCCAUGUGAAAGUGUACAGACAGAUUUUGCAAAAGAUCCACUACAGAGGGUGGUAACAAUUAGUCAUAAUGGUAAAAUGAUGGCCACAGGCGGGAUAGAUGGAGUAGUUAGGAUAUGGUCCUUUCCUAAAAUGCAGUUACUCUUUGAAUUAGAAGGACACACCAAAGAGCUGGAUGACCUGGACUUUAGUCCGUGCGACAGCCGGCUAGUUAGCAUCGCCAAGGAUGGGCAGGCGCUGCUGUGGGGCACCAGCGCCAAGGCGGCGCCCCUGCUCAGCCUCGCGUGCCAGCCGCCCAACGGCACCAAGUAUCUGUUCCGACGGUGCAAGUUUGGUGAAAUAGAAGACAGGAAGGGCGAAUACCGCAUGUUCACGAUCGCCAACCCUCUCGCUCGGUCGGGCAAGCAGAAAGGCUUGCUCCAGCUGUGGGAGCCCACCAGUGGGCAGCUGCAGCGAACCGUGCUCAUCGGGGAGUCGCUGUCCGCGCUGGCCGUGCGCGACGAUGGGCGCUUCGUGGGCGUGGGCACUAUGUUCAGCGGCUCUGUUGAUAUUUAUAUCGCUUUUAGCUUACAGCGCGUGCUGCACGUGUCGGGCGCGCACGGUAUGUUCGUGACGGGCCUGCAGUGGGUGGGUGCUAAAGGAGGCGCGGGCGGCGCGCUGCAGGGCCGCAGCGAAGCCGCGCUGCUGUCCAUCUCCGUCGACAACCGCCUCGUCGUGCACACGCUGCCAUAUCCAAGUACUCUACCGGUCUGGGUCGCCAUCCUACUCAUAAUAUUUGUGUUAUUCUGUACCUUCUGUUUAUGUUCAUAUCUAGGUAUAUAACGAAUAUUAUAUUUAUGUAUAGGUAUUAUAGAAAUUUAAUUAUAAUUAUUGUCAAUAAAAUAUAUUUACUCGUAAGAACGUCGGGACGCUAUAGGUUAAUUAGGAAAUUGGUGAACAUCAAGUAAUAAAUAUAACUAAUUGUUAUUCUGUAUGUUUGUAUAAAUAGAAUCAAUUAAAUGAAGGAUUUGAAGGUG